Molecule: messenger RNA, 207 nt
Organism: Clunio marinus
Lineage: Eukaryota; Metazoa; Arthropoda; Insecta; Diptera; Chironomidae
Source: the annotation of a GenBank genome assembly
AUGAAUGGAUGUGAUGGCCUUCAAUUUUCGCAAGAGGCAAAUUUUCGCAAACAUAUAAAUACAAACGACAAAUGGCAAAUUGAUUGCCGCUCAUUUAUUGAUACUCAACACAAAAUGUUCGUUUCUACAUGCACGAGCACGAAUAACAACAUGUGUGAAAGAAGACACAAAUGCCUCAAAAAGUUCACUACGGAAACUCAUCGUUAA